AUGUUAAAUAGGACUAAAUUUUGCAAUGCUAAUAGUAACAAUAUUCAUUUAGCUGUUAAGACAAGUAUUAAAGAAUAGAAAUAAAUAUUUGACAAAAAAUGUUUUUAGUAGGUUUGACAGGUGGAAUAGCCACUGGGAAAAGUAGUGUUGCUGCUAUUUUUCAUGAAUUCGGUAUACCUGUCAUUGAUGCCGAUCAAAUUGCACGAAAAGUUGUGGAACCUGGGAAAUCAGCAUGGCAUAAAAUAAGACAAGAAUUUGGUCCAGAAAUGUUUUUAGAUACUAAUGAGCUUGAUAGAACGAAACUUGGCGAUGUUGUAUUUAAUGAUGUAGAAAAAAGAAAAAAAUUAAAUGCUAUAACACAUCCAGAGAUAUGUAGAGAAAUAUAUUGGCAAACACUCAACGAAGAAGAUUUACAAUUGCAACGACUUAUAGAAAGAUCAGGCUUCACAGAAGCUAAAGCAAAGAUAAGAAUUGCUGCACAAAUGUCAUUGGAAAGGAAAGCAGAGAUGGCAAAUUUUGUUAUUGAAAAUUCUGGUAGUCAACGCGAUACCAGAGAACAAACUAUUAGAAUCAUUAAUGUUUUAAAGGCUUCGAAAUAUCAUUGGAAAUUACGUUUCUUGGUUGGAUUUUGUUGUACUGUUUUACUAGCAGGUGUAUAUUGGCUACGAAAUAGAUCUUUACGGUCCUUACCAACAAUAGCAUAAAAAUUAUUCAUUUGUAAAUUUUUAUAAACACAAAUAUCAAAUUGUGGUGGGGUGUUAGUAUUGCAUUUAUCAAAUUUAGAAAUUAAUCUGUAUGUAUAGACAAGUCUGUAUACAACAAAAUGUAUAACCAUUACAUAUUUUAAACAUAUUUUGUGAAUAUAAAAUGUAAUGGUAUUAUUUACUAAAUAUUUGUAACAAUGCCAAAUAUAUAUUGUAUUUCAGUUUCCUUCAAUAGAAUAUAAUACAAGAUACAAUACUAAUAUAAUAAAAUACAAGAUACAAUUACUGUCUAUUUUAUGUAUCUAAAUUAGAGAAAUACUGAUCAUUAAUUAAUAAAUCUAAUGCAAAUAUUGUACAAAAAGAGAUUUCAUAUCCAAUAUAUAAUCAUAUUUAUGUUUUGAUGAAAUGUGAUUUUAUAUAUAAAUCAUAAAUGUAUAAAGGACGCGAAUUAAAAUGUAUUAUGUAAGAAAAUAUGUUUUAAGAUCUCAAGUGUAAAUUUAAGUGAUUAAUUAUUUUGAUCUUUAUAAUUUUACUACUCACGUAACAUUAAUAUAACAAAAUGAAAAAUCACAACUGCUAUUCGUGACUGAAUUUUAAUUUGUGAACUUCGUAACACCUACCGUAUUGCUAGUCAUUAUCUCUGCUGUAUCUUGUAUAAAUGAAUAGUCAAAUAAUUGAAACAUAAUUGGAACCAUAUUUAUCAUAAAAGAUCAUCAAAGAAAAACAUGUCUGUGUCUUCGUAUAUAUAUUAUACAAAAAUUUACUUACAACAAUAGUUUAGAAAUAACUUAAACGUUUUUCAUUAUAUUACCUUUUCUAUAUAUAUAAAAUACCUCACUACAAGAGGAGAUAUUUGGAUUAAUUUGUAUUUGUUUGAAGUAUCCAUCUGGGUAAAAAGUUUCACAAACUUUAUAUUUAUUAGAAUUUAUAGAAAGAAAUAAAGAAAUUUUAUUAGCUUUGCAAACUUGAAAAUAUUAAGAUACAACGUUUGCAAAUUAUACAUAUUUUAUAAAUGUAUUUAUUUUUAAAUUUUAUGGUUAUUGAUGCAUAAAACGUAUAAAUUAUAAUUUAUAAAUUAUAAAAAAU
Messenger RNA from Heterotrigona itama, 1790 nucleotides. NCBI's taxonomy places the organism in Eukaryota, Metazoa, Arthropoda, Insecta, Hymenoptera, Apidae. The record is from the annotation of a GenBank genome assembly.